GUUGGCAAUUGGUCAGUCCAUUGUCAAAUGUAACCUUUCUUUUUCAACACAAUUUUCCUUCAGUAGCAAUUUUCUAUAGUUUACACAUUAAUUUACAUAACAUUUAAAAAUAAAAUAUAAGGAGGGGUAUAUAACUUAACCUUUAAUAAUGUCGAGCAAAGAAGAUUCUAAGCCACCUCCAGAAGCCUCGGGAACGUCAAGUUCUUCAACUUUUAGUGUGGAAAGUCUCCGUCAGUACCUAGCUGAAAAAUUACACAUUUUGGACAGUGGACUGUCGCAAGAAAAAAAAGUUAAAGUUUUAGAUGAUGUUUCUAUCGACGGAAUUGUUGAUUACAUUAAGAAACGUUCAAGUAUAAAUAUUAUUACAAUGGCGGGUGCGGGUAUAUCAACCUCGGCCGGCAUACCAGACUUUAGAUCACCCGGUUCCGGGUUGUACAGCAAUUUACAGAAGUAUAAUUUACCACAUCCACAGGCAAUUUUUGAACUUGAUUUUUUUUAUGAUAAUCCCAAACCUUUUUUUGUACUUGCUAAGGAAUUAUAUCCUGGUAGCUUUAAACCUACAAAAUGUCAUUAUUUUGUUAAGUUACUGCUUGAGAAAGGGCACCUCCUACGUCAUUUUACACAAAAUAUUGAUACUCUGGAACGUGUAGCAGGAAUUCCUGAAGAAAAGCUUGUUGAAGCUCAUGGUACAUUUCAUCGUGGCCAUUGUUUGGAAUGCAAAAAGGAAUAUUCAUUAUCUUGGAUGAAAGAAAAAAUAUUUGAAGACAAAAUCCCUAUUUGUGAGACUUGUCCGGGAAUAGUAAAGCCUGAUAUUGUAUUUUUUGGAGAAAACUUGCCCGAGAAAUUCCACAAUUGUGCCCAUACGGAUUUUGCAAAAUGCGAUCUACUGUUAAUAUUGGGCUCCUCUCUAGUUGUGCAACCGUUUGCUUCAUUAAUGGAUCGAGUGCCCGACACAACUCCUCGAAUGCUGAUUAAUAGAGAAAAAGCUGGGGAACGGACGGGAUUAUUGUCAUUGAUUGGAAUGGGAUCGGGUUUCGAAUUUGACAGUCCGGACAAUACUCGAGACGUCUAUUGGCUUGGAGAUUGCGACGAAGGCUGUCAAAUACUAGCGGAUAAAUUAGGUUGGGGUGAUGAGCUUAAGAAAUUGGUGGAAAAAGAACACAAACGCAUUGAUGAAGAAAGUAAAGGUGAUAAGAAAACUGAAGACAUUAAAAAAGAAUCGAAAAUAGAACAACCACCUAAAAAUGAAGAGUGAAAGGUUAAUCAUAUUGGUUUCUAUAGUUCUUUCCAUUUCUGCAUUUUAAAAAUUUGAUACUGUUAGAGAAAAUAUGUUAUAAAUAAGAGGUUUAACAUGUUAAUGAAGAUAUAUUGUUUUAAUUAUUUAUGCAUCUAUUAUAUAGACGGUAUAUGUUGUUUUAGUAAAAAUUGACCCGA
This is a messenger RNA of Photinus pyralis (common eastern firefly), 1434 nucleotides long. Its product is annotated as NAD-dependent protein deacetylase sirtuin-2. The record is from RefSeq and is a predicted model, not a curated record. Lineage: Eukaryota; Metazoa; Arthropoda; Insecta; Coleoptera; Lampyridae. Bases 149 to 1255 code for a protein of 368 amino acids. Gene Ontology annotation, molecular function: NAD+ binding; histone deacetylase activity, NAD-dependent. The transcript is spliced from 7 exons.